AUGGAGAGCAGCAGGGCUCGGCCGUGGCAGUUCCACGCGCAAGCGGCGGCAGCGGCGGCGGAGCUUUGGCUGUCUUUGGCGCCGGCGGGAAGCAUCCAGGUAAUAAGGUCAAGGGAGGAUCAAUUAGCUGAGGCAGCAACGCCGACGGCGCGCGUGGGCGGCAAGGAUGUGCGUUUGUUCCAGUGCCUCUUCUGCGACAGGACGUUCCUCAAGUCGCAGGCGCUGGGGGGGCACCAGAACGCGCACAGGAAAGACCACCGCCUGGCAGCCGGCUUCAGCGACCCCUACGGGGAAGAAGGAGAAGACCAGGCCCACUACUACGGCCACGGCCAUGGGCCCUUCGCGGGCCUCGCUUCGCACGCCGGCCAUGGCCAUGGGCCACCCGUUGAUGGCGGCAGCGGCAGGUGGGCCGCGGCGGCCGGCAGAGGCGCCGCUCCUCGCCUCCCGGAGACGGCUGCCGGCGCGGUGGCCGUGGACAUGCAGAUGCAGAUGCAGAUGCUCAGCCGGCCGAGGGCUUCCGUCUCCGGCGCCGGCGCCGGCGAGACGCUUGACCUCGAGCUCCGCCUCUAG
This is a messenger RNA of Brachypodium distachyon (stiff brome), 570 nucleotides long. RefSeq lists its product as uncharacterized. Gene Ontology annotation, molecular function: DNA-binding transcription factor activity. The coding region runs from base 1 to 570 and encodes 189 amino acids. The transcript has a single exon. Lineage: Eukaryota; Viridiplantae; Streptophyta; Magnoliopsida; Poales; Poaceae. The record is from RefSeq and is a predicted model, not a curated record.